Molecule: messenger RNA, 1824 nt
Organism: Pectinophora gossypiella (pink bollworm)
Lineage: Eukaryota; Metazoa; Arthropoda; Insecta; Lepidoptera; Gelechiidae
Gene: Nf-YB
Exons: 5
Coding region: 271-852 (193 amino acids)
Biological process (GO): regulation of transcription by RNA polymerase II
Cellular component (GO): CCAAT-binding factor complex
Molecular function (GO): RNA polymerase II cis-regulatory region sequence-specific DNA binding; protein heterodimerization activity; DNA-binding transcription activator activity, RNA polymerase II-specific
Source: RefSeq, a predicted model, not a curated record
AAAUUUUGUCAAUGGUAAAUUAUUAACCACAGAUUAAAAAAUAUUUUGUAUUGAAGAAUGGAUGGGAGUAUUUUUUCUUGUGAUAUUUCCUAAAUUCGUUUCAAAAUAAUAUUAAAAACGUUUAGUACCUACUCAAGCUUAUUAUAUUCGCCUCAACCGGGAGAAUUUCGGAUUAUAAAAUAAGCAACUUAAAAUCAACCCUAAUAACAAUUUGUUAGUCUGCAACAUAAAUUGUAAUUUGUGGCUUUGUGAACCAAAUCACUGGAAAUCAUGGAUAAUGAUGAGUUGGGGAACGAGCUGGUGAGGUUAGACAAUGGUUACCUCGUCGAUGAAGAGACCUACGUUGUUAACGAUGAUGUCCUUGAACAAGAAGAAAACAACUCUGAUUCCAAUGGAGGGAAAAACGCGCCUUUGCGCGAGCAGGACAGAUUCUUACCUAUUGCUAAUAUUGCCAAAAUCAUGAAACGGGCUAUUCCUGAAAAUGGAAAGAUAGCAAAAGAUGCAAGAGAAUGUGUCCAGGAAUGCAUAUCAGAGUUUAUUUCAUUCGUAACAAGUGAAGCAAGUGACCGCUGUCAGGUGGAGAAACGGAAGACCAUCAACGGAGAAGAUGUUCUCUUUGCGUUGAACACACUCGGCUUUGACAAUUAUGUUGAGCCACUCAAGUUAUACCUUAAGAAAUAUAGAGAAAUUGUAUUAUCACCGGUUACAAUCAACAAGUUAAACAAAACUAUUGUCUUUUAUGGAGAGGAUAGUACAGCGAUUGUCUCGAAUGACAACGAAAAUGAAAACCAAUCUGACUCAGCAGUGAUAUACGCCUAUCCUAAAGUAAUUGGAGAUUUUACCAUUAGUUGAGUGAGGAUUGCUGGUGUUGAUGGAUGAACCACGGAGGCUAAGUGAUGGAUUCAUUAAACAAAAUAUGGUAAUGUUUGAGACAUCCCGUGAUUAGUGAAAUGGAUAUUGUAUGUGAGAAGUUUAUAUACUGUAAGUACAGAGAGGUGUGCAUGACCGACGUAGCUCACGUAGCCAUUGACUAAUACAAAUUGGUAUUGUAUGUAAUAAUAGAAUAAUCAGAUACUAAAAACAAUAAACUUUAUUGUAUAUUUUAAAAACAAAGUAAAAUUAAUAGAAUAAAAUAUUUCUUUCGUUUAUUUAUUAAACUUCUUGCAAAUAAAAAAUUGCUGCAACUUUAAAAAGCUGUAGCAUAAUUCUGUAUACAUAAAAGUCGGUCAUGAACCCUUGUAGUAUGGAUAUUUGAUUUUUUGUUAUCGCUAGACAACAUUUGGCAGUUAAUUUAUAAUGGAAGUAGAAUGCUAGAAUUUAUUAUAAUAUAGAAACGCAAAUUAUGCAAAGAUCAUAAUGCUGAACCAAUAAGAAAAAUAUACAAAAUAAUGGGAUGGCAACACAGAGGUACACAGUAUGGGGUAUAUAAAAAAAAAAUUGUGGAUUUUAUUUUCAGUAGAAAUCAGUACAAAGUAAGCAAUUCUCAGUCUUAAAAUUUAUAAAGGCAGAUUAUACCAUCCAACUGUGACAUACAAAUUACUCGUGUUUUUAAAACAAAAACUUUAUUAAUAAAAUGCUACUGUUCCAAAACCAAAACUGUGGGUUGCAUCUUCCAUAAUGUGUGUUGUUUAAUUGAAUGAGUAGAUCUGCUAGAAUAUUAUACUUCCAGAUUUCAUAUUCUAAAUAGUUUUUUUUUGGCACAGCCCUUUACAAGCUGACAACAUAAGUUUCAUCAAAUACUAAUGUCGUCAUAUGAAGUGGAAAUUGUUUAAGGGAAGUUAUUGUAAGUUUUUAUUAGAAAUAAAUCUAUAUUUUCCAACCCAA